This is a messenger RNA of Thunnus maccoyii (southern bluefin tuna), 2047 nucleotides long. It is a transcript of the gene ric3b, whose product is annotated as RIC3 acetylcholine receptor chaperone b. The record is from RefSeq and is a predicted model, not a curated record. Bases 21 to 1259 code for a protein of 412 amino acids. Gene Ontology annotation, biological process: protein localization to cell surface; synaptic transmission, cholinergic. Gene Ontology annotation, cellular component: neuronal cell body; intracellular membrane-bounded organelle; neuron projection. Lineage: Eukaryota; Metazoa; Chordata; Actinopteri; Scombriformes; Scombridae. The transcript has 6 exons.
CAAGGAAGUUCAACCGAUGGAUGAGAAGCAACCAGCUCCCGUCUCCGCCGCUUUCUCAUCGUGAACCUGUCACAUAUUUUGUAGUUUUUUCCCCCUGUUUACCUGUCGGCAUGGCGAUGUCAACAUUUCAGAAGGUGACCCUCGCGACGUGUCUCGUGCUGUGCGUCGCGCUGCUGCUCCCCAAAAUGCUGCUCUCCCGCGGGAGGAAGGAUGCUGAGCGGCCGGAGGGUCGCUUCCCUCCGAUGAUGCACCGUCAGGCGGCUCCGGAGGGACGAAGCCAGAGGGCCGCGGCGUCCAGCUUCUCCAGGGCUCACAACCCUGAGGCCAUAGCCAGGGCCAAGGGAGCGGGGACGGGGGCAGGAACCGCCGGCAAAUCCAACCUGGCGGGACAGAUCAUCCCUGUGUACGGCUUCGGGAUCUUACUCUACAUUCUCUACAUACUGUUCAAGAUCACGUCUAAGGGGAACAACAAGCCGUCAGAGGGAAGGUUUCCUUCAGUUCGGUCAGAGAACAUGAAGAGAAAGAUCACUGAUUUCGAGCUGGCCCAGCUGCAGGAGAAGCUGAGAGAAACAGAGCUGGUGAUGGAGAACAUUGUUUCCAGCGCCCACCACAGUCCUGACAGGGUGAAGGGCGUGACGGCGGACCAGGAGGAGAGUCUCCUGCAGCAGCUGACGGAAAUAACUCGGGUGAUGCAGGAGGGCCAGCUGAUGGAGGGGAUGACUCCGGAGAAGAAGGCCCAGGACAACUGGGAAGAUUAUCCAGAGGAGCCUCAGCAGUACUGGGAACAUUCCCGCUGCUGCUGUCAGCACGACCAGCAGCACCACAGUCCACAGUCAGAGACGGAGGCUGAGAGGACGGAGGCUGAAGGGGCCGACCUGGUGGAAAACAUUCCUGUGGAUGUUACAGGUGGAGGAGAAGCUGACGUAGAUGAGAGUCUGAGUACAGAUGCUGUGACAGAAUCUGCUCUUACAGCAGGAAGUGAGGAGGAUGCGGGGUCACGGGGCGAUUUAAGCGUGAAUGAGAGCGAGAACUCGCAUGAACGUAAGGAAGGAGGCAGGAAAAUCGAUCUGGGCGUCCCAGAGGAGGACCUGGCCGGAGUCCUGAAGGAGCUGGAGCUCACGUUGAAGAUGACGACCAUGAUGGAGCAGGAGAAGAUCGAGGACCUCACCUCCUCCACCUCGCCGGUGGAGACAGAACCCGCCUGCAGCACCGUCAGACGGAGGAACAAGAGGAGGAGAGCAAAGAAAGACUUAAACUGACUGCUUUGAACCUUGAACCUGGGCCUGGUUUCUGAGGGCAGCUUUUUAUAAUCCGGUCUGAUCAGAAUAAUUGGACGGUAGCAUGAAAGUUGGCGAUAGCAUGAAUUUCUAGCCUUGUUUAUCUUUACUUGAAGUAUAUAAGUGAGAACGUUUGUAUGCUGGUUACUGUAUAUCACUAGAUCAGUUUUAUCAGUUAGCUUUUAAGGAAUAACUUCACUGUACUUUAGAGCUGCAGCCAUUAGUUGAUUACAUGAUUAGUUCAGGGGCAAAACAGGGGAAUAAUUUAUUUUCACCAUAAUUCCAUCCAAUGACAGAAUUUAUGAGUUUCAUACACUUUCUGUAAUAAAACAUAUAAAAGCAAAAAUCUUAUCAGAGGGGGGACCCUGAGACACAAUCUCAACUUCUCUUAUCUAAUCUUAUCUUAUCUUAAGGGUCCUUGAUGUGAAAAAGUUUGAGAACCGUUGGAUCAGUCGAUCGACAGACAAUUAAUUACCAACUAUUUUGGUAAUCAAAUAAUCGUUUCAGUCAUUUUUUUUCAAGAAAAAGAUGUCAAAGUUCUUUUUUUUUAGUCUUUUAUGUUAGUAAACUGAAUAUCUUUGGACUGUUGGUUGGAACAAAAGAAGAUGUUUGAGUAUGUCAUGUUAGGCUUUGGGAAACAGUGAUUGAUUCAUUUUUCACCAUUUUCUGACAUUUUGUAGACCAAACAAUUCCUUGACAGUGUAAUCGAUAAUGAAAAUAAUCAUUAGUCAUGGUCAUAAAAGAAGUGACACUCAAGAUAUUACUUGGAG